Molecule: messenger RNA, 6768 nt
Organism: Lineus longissimus
Lineage: Eukaryota; Metazoa; Nemertea; Pilidiophora; Heteronemertea; Lineidae
Product: trafficking protein particle complex subunit 9-like
Exons: 23
Coding region: 173-4279 (1368 amino acids)
Cellular component (GO): trans-Golgi network
Source: RefSeq, a predicted model, not a curated record
CGUGACAAUAAACAUGGCAGCCGAAAGUCCUUUUCUGGAUUUGUGUCAUGAAUAAAAUUACGAUUUUCUUGAAAAAGAUGUAAAUUUUCGUCUAAACAACUGUUUCAUCACUUAAAACAUGCUGGUGUAAGGAGCUUCAUGUAUCGUUGACCUUGGACUGGACUCUUUCAAGAUGAGUUAUCCUGAUUACCAGCAGAAGGUCGAAGAUCACCAGGCCUUGCUCAUCCUGGUCCGACAGAUCGGCUCGAAGACUAAAAACAAAGCGUUUAAUCGGGUGUAUGAUCGCCUCACGCGGGUGCAGUGUAUACGGAUACCGGAUCAACAACGGGUCAUAUGGUUACGCUAUAGGAAGAGCUACCCCCCGGAGAAUAAUGAAUGGGGUGAUUUUCAGGCGCAUAGGAAAGUGUUUGGCAUGGUGUGUGUUGGGCGGUGUGAGGAGUUGUCCGAUUUGGAGGCGCUGCAGCGGAGCUUUGAGUACCAGAAGAAGCAAUACAGCUCCACGUUGUUCGACUCCCGUCUGUUUGUUUUAGGGAUGGACGACAAGGGGAAGGUGUUUCGGAAACAGCCGAGCAUUGACUCGAGAGAUUCACGCGAGGGGACACCAACAAAUGCGCGCUCCAGGAAAAAUUCUAACAAGGAUAGCCCGGAGAAAACUUUACGGGGAUUUACUGUUGUGGAUAUUGCAUUUGAUGAUGUAGGUCGCGGUAUCGAUUCGAAGACGAACUUUAUGAUAUCUAGUCAGGAAAAUGGUGGUCUUGAUCUUGUCGAGCAGGAAACUGGGGAGAAGACGGCAGUUGUCGGAUUGAAUGAGGCUACUGAAGGGGUGAUUGUCGAUAAUGGUGACCAGUCGAUGGAAGAAGUGGAAACAACUGACGAGGGGAAUAGGCUGGUAUCUCCAUGUCAUCAUAUGGAAAUAAACGACCCUCUCCAAGCUAACUCGCCAACUGAUAGUAUCUGUGAUAAAAGUAACGAAGGGUCACCGAGUACCGACCGUGGGUCUCCAGGUUUGGGUUCGCCGCGUCAGUCAGUGCGAGGUUCCCCGCGGAAAGAGCGUGGCUCGCCGAGAAAAGAGCAUGGCUCGCCGUUGUUGUCGCCGAAAAGGGAACCCGGGUCGCCGCGGAAAGGUAACGGAAUGAUCAGUCCAGAUUCGGGUUCGCCCGAUGAGGAGAAGACUGUGACUGAAUCUGGUGACCAAUCGGAAAAUGGCGCCGCCGAGCGUGACAAUUCAAAACGUACGAAUAACGUGUGGUUUUACCCGACGAUCGAAAGUUGCUUUGACCUUGAGGAUAAAAUGCAGGAGUUUGUUAUGUCGUUAUUUUGGGUGCUAGAAGGGAAGAGAUUGGAUCGGUCGUUUGAGAAGCUGGAGAAGGUGCCGUUAUUGGCGGCGCCGUUUGAGAAGAAGGAUAUGGUCGGGAUCGACAUGGAGGGAAGGUCAUACAAGAAGAAGUGUCUUGGACGAUACCGGAAGCAUUUAGCGGACCUCAGCCUCUUGGCGGGUUUACCAGGGGAGGCACUCUUACAUUACCAAACCUCACUCGAUCUGCUCAAAUCAUCUAACGACUGGUUAUGGCUUGCAGGAGCCUAUGAAGGUCUCUGCUCUGCCUCCGUUGCCAUUCACUACCCAAAAGUCCAGAGACAGCCUCUGACGAGGAAUCUAUCCUUUUCAACAACUAGGGGGAAAUCGGCUAUGAGCGAGGCUAAGUUCAAAUCUGGUGGACUUUUAUCAUCUGGUCCAAACGGCCUUGACCUAGCCGUCGACCAGCGCAUGAAGAACUGCGUCCCUCAAGAUGACAUCAUCGAGAAAUACAAGGAAGCUUUGAGCCACUACAGCAAGUAUAAAAACGCCGGGAUUAUCGCUAUGGAAGCAAGUAUCAAGGCUUGCAGGGUCCUUGUGCUUCAAAAGAAAAACCUCCAUGCGGCCGAAUUCCUUCAAAAUGUUGUCUACCUGAAUCUGCAGCUUUCUGAGGAUGAGAAGAGAUUUUCACAAUUACCGGCUGGGGUCGCCUUGGAGAAGCAAAUUCAGCGAUUCAGCACCCUCUCACUACUCUACAGCCAGAUAGGAUUCUAUCGGAAGGCGGCGUUCUUCAAACGUGUGGCGGCCAUGCAGUGUGUGGCGCCGUCCAAUCAGAAGCCAGGAUGGAUCCAGUGCUACAAUUUGCUCCUACAGACGUUGGAUGGGUAUCGAAUCCCGAUGGACCCGAGGAAGUUCCCCGAUGAUCACACCAGUGGAUGGCCGGUGGUGCAACUGCGAGUCCUCCAUGAGUUGGUGUACUCAGCCAGGAGAAUGGGCAACCCUGCCGUCGCUAUAAGACAUAUGACAUUCUUGCUGCACACGAUGCUGGACCACCUCUCUGAGCAGGAACGAAAAGACAUCUCGCAAGUUCUCGAGACGUACACGUCAAAAUGUGAGGCUCCGACCGCCACGCUGACUUUGGACAAUGGCACUGUGCUCCCUCCCGUCCAGCUAGGAAAAUUACCAAUUGUUAAGUCUUUCAAACCCCUUAAUUUGCCGCCACAUCUGCGACCAAUCAAAAUCAAGUCGAAAGCAGACGUUGCAAAAGAGAACAACAGUCCAUUUAUAUACUCGCCAUUAAUGCUCAAACAGAACACGCGGAAAUUAUCAGGCCACAAAAUCGGCUUUAGUUGGGUUGAGGGGAAUGUGUGUGAAGUGGCCUUGCAAGUAUGUAACCCAAUGCCUUAUGAACUCAAAGUCAUCAAUAUGGGAUUAUUAACUGAAGGUGUCGAGUUUGAAUCCUACCCAGCCAACCUCUCCCUGCCAGCUGAGUCAGGGCCUUACCCUGUGAAGAUCUUAUGCACGCCGAAAGGUUCUGGACAACUCAAUGUCAUUGGUUACACGACGAAUGUUCUCGGUAUCAAGAACCAGUGUCUCCUGGAGGACACUAGCACCGUCAAGGAGGAGCGCUUUACGAUCGAGGUGGUGCCGUCUCUACCUCAGCUCCAGGUCACUACCUCGCUACCCAAGUCGUCGAGUUUCAGCAACAUGGUGGACAGUGCUAACGUCGUGACGAGCGCGGUUCUGAAUAUGUUUGCUGGAGAAAGCCAAGAAUGCCAAAUUACUCUCAAGAACAGUGGUGCAACUCCCGUCGAAAAGAUGGAUUUAUCAUUAGAUUCAAAACUCAACGCGGACACUCUGUCAAAGGUCUUCGUAUGGAGCUUGCAAAAUCUGGAGUCCCAGCUCCCCCUGAAUCCUGGGUGCCAGGCCUGUUUCACUAUUUACAUCAACGGUGUUUCCGACUUUCUGCCAACGGACAAAAGUUUAUAUGACGACACGAGUAAUUAUUUGAGCCCCUCGACCCGGCCUAGGAUGACCAGGGUUACAUCGGAACAAAAAACAUCGGAUAACUCAACAACAGACGAAUACACCACGAAAACGAUAGAAGCAUUGCUACGUCUCCAGUAUAGCGGGAGCGCUGGGCUUGCUGAGGGAUAUUGUCGUCAGUGUUCGGUGGCAUUUACGUUGGAGGUACAACCAUCGCUUGUCUUCAGUAAAUGGGACGUGGGGCCAACAGACAGUCCUAGUCAUUGCUUUUUGGUGCUUGAUGUCUUGAAUACAACCACUCACGAAGUCGACCUCAUGUACUCGUCAGAAAAUAGGGUCAUACUAGAAGCGAAGGAAUCGAAAAGGAUUGCCGUGCGAGUCGGUCGGUGUUCGGGUCUUCCUGCUGCAGAGGUCCACAAGGUUGGGACAAGUUAUGCCAAAUACCAACAUGAGCUUCUAGCGCUGCAGUACAGUCUGCAUCUCUCAGACUUUGUCGACAUCCGAUGGACUAUGGCUUCCACUAAAGCAGUCGGGAAGAUGACCGUGGACAAACUCUUGUGGACGCCCGCUCAGUUAGACACGAUACGAAUGUCUCCAGUCCAGUGGGAUUUGGUUGUGAAUGGAGGUUCCCACGAGCCAGAUGAAGAGGUUGUUGGCCAUGAGGGGGAAACAAUGGAAAUUCUGAUGACAAUCACUAAUAAUUCAGAUGUGAGCAUAGAGAAUGCUGUGAUAAGCCUUGGAUGUUUCCGUGACCAAAUGAACGGUAUCCAUGACUACGGCACGGACAAUCACGUCAUCUGUCUUGGAUGCGAUUCUGUGCAUUUAGAGAAGAUUGCCGUGAACGAGAGUUACAGUCAUCGCUGCCUGCUGCUCUUCUGUUUGCCGGGAUUAUACAAACUGGACAUUAAGUGUACUAGUCAGCCGAUAGGUGGCGCUGCCAGUGGCCAAAAACAUGAAUGGAGGUGCUAUACUGUGAAUAUUAAUGUUAAGGACGAAUAAAUUAUGUAAAUUUAUGUAAAUAUUGAUUAAUGGAAGUCUAAUUCAGGUGUCGUGUUGUCAAAACUGUUAAAGGCGUAUGCUGUUCGUUAGAAAAUGAAAUUUCUUAUUGAAUUUGACAAUAUCUUAUUGCCUGAAUAUGUACCAAAAAUGAAUUUCAGCAUUGCUGUCGUGUCGACGGAUAUACAAAUACUAUAAUAACCAAGUUUCAGCAAAUUCAGAUGCAUAAUAACUGCAGUACGGCAUUGUGUUUAACUGCAUUUCUGUUUUCCUGGACCACCAGUAAUUACGAAUGGCAUACCCCUUUAAAGGUACACUGGCCUGCUUGAUAUAGUUGAUUUGCCAUUGCUGCUGUACAUUGUGGUGCAGUUCCGUUAAAGUAGGCCUACAGUUUCAUGUGCUUGAUCCUGGUCUAUGCUAUUAGUCUGAACAAUGCUUGCAACAACUGUACAGUAACAGUGUAACUGUGAUGGAAAAUAUCGGAGAUUUCAAAUUUUGAGGGUCCCCAGGAGCACAGGGGUUAUCCGGAUUAUCAAGAGUGUUGCUUUUAAGAAUCCCCCCAUGCCAUGUCUCGAUUGAAUUGGAAGUAUUUGCAACAUUUUGCCAUAUAUGGGGAGGGGGGGGGGGUAUUGGGUGUUGAGACUAUCUGGAGUCGGUACUUAUGAAAUCGAUUGCAUAAUGUUGACUGCUCAGCCUCUGAAGAAAAUGCCAGAUUUUUAAUGCUCAGGAGACCAAACUAUUCAUCAGGACAGCUUUCGAACAACAAUUUGGUCUUUUAAAGAAAAAUGUUACUUCUUCUUCCAUGGAGUGUUCCUCCUCCAAGACGGGAUGAGCAUUUUUAUGUGCCACUAUGUUUAGGUGCCAAUUGGGUUUAUUAGCCUAGUGAUUCCGUCUUCGCCCAAGAAAGAAACAUGUUCACUUAAUAACUUCCAAUGAAAAAAUAGUUGCAGUUCAUUUGUAAUCCGACCGGAAGUUGGCACCUAUAGCCUUAAACUAUGUGGUCCUUUACUUGGAAUACUUUAAUACUGUAUUAGAGGGGUGGGGACUCCUUCAAUGAAAUUAGACUCAAAGUCUUCACUUGUAAAUAGUCAUUUGAGUUGGUGCAAAAUGUCAUGUUAUACUCUCUGUGUAUAUACUGUGCAUAUGCUUGUGGUUAUUCAAUUAAAGUGUUUUUCAUAUCUUUCUGACCAAAGGUACUUAGUUGAACUAAGGAAUGUGACCACAUCACAUUUACUUAAAUAUAGUGGUGUUACACAAUCCUUAGGGUAGGCCUGACUGGUGCUGUCAACUAAGCCAGUCAACUAUGACACCAGCUGCUUAGGGUUUAUGUAACUUUACUAGUUGUGAUCACACUAUUACAUUUCUAUAACUUAUAAGUAUACAAGAUGUGAGGCAAGUACCUUUGGCUAGAUCAACCUGAAAAACACUUUUAAUAUCAAAGUUUGAAGCUGAUUUUUUUUCAGCUUUUUUCGUCUCAGUAAUGAGACAACUUGUGACAUGCCAGUAUAAUUAACCAAACUACUGGGUGUAGCAGAAAAACAUUUAUCAUUUCAUUCAAGUAACAUAUGCCAAAACUGUAAUGAACAGCGGAGAGACUACGAUUGGUACUGCAGGAGGAAACCAGACGACCUGGAGGAUAUUCUCUCUGCCAGUAGUUACUUCCAUUAGAGGCACAUGAUGAUAUCUGAAAAGACAGAUCACUGAGGAUUGCUCAGUCCUCACAAUACCCGCAGAAAACACACUACUGUGUUCAAAAUGUUUUUAAAAACUCUUUUGAUCCAACCAACCUGUGCAGAUAAAUAAAGUUAAAGUUAAAAGUUAAAGUUUAGGGUUUAUAGUCUGAUAUCAACUAUGAUUUAGGUUAUCAUCCGACUUUCAGUUUAACCCCGGUCUGUCCUGAAACCUUUCAGUAGACCACAGAUGAGCUGCUCAACCAGCGCUAUAAUCUGUGCAUUUCUGACCGGUACCCAUUUAUACACCUGGGUCCAGAGAGGCAAGUAAGACAGAGAGACCAGCCUACAGUAGAACCUCUCUAUAAAGGACACCAUUGGAACUGACAAGAGCUGUCCAUUAGAGAGGUGUCCUGACUGGUGAGGUCAAAUUGAAUGAUAACAACCAAUUUAGGACCAAAACUAGUGUCCUUAAUGGAGAGUUUGUCCUUAAUAGAGAGGUGUCAGCUAAGGGAGGUUCCACUGUAUAUUUAUCAGGUGAUGCAUGUAUCAUUUUCCAUUUAUCCGUACAGUUAAUUGGGGUUGAUCAAUUGUAUGAUUCUGGUAUCAUCUAGCACCUGUGAUCUACUCCUCCAAUCAUUGAGUAGCAGAUCCAAAAUGGCCACCUGUUGCAUAACAAUGUAGUUAAGCCAAAAUUGUACGCAGGAGUCUUCUGUGUAAUUUGUUAGCAAUGGAUUCUGAAAUUGUUGCCUCUUGUUUCUUCAUAACUUAUAGGAGGUGUUGUUGUAAAAAUUAACAAAUAAAUUCAAGUCAUAAAACGAA